CGUGCGCCGGAUACCACCGCCCGCGCUGCUGUGGACCCCUGAGGAGAGGCACUGGGGAACGGUGGCGGUGCUGCCGCGAGCUCCGCGGGCGGACGGCAGGCGGCCGGAGCCAUGUUGGGCAGCGGUGCCAGGGCGGCCAAGCCCUCCUUCGUGUCCUACAUCAGCCCUGAGGAAGUACACAUAAAGGAACCCAUAGAAAAAGAAGUAAAUCCUCACUUAUUACCAGGUGAACUGCUGCUUUGUGAGGCAAGCACAGUAUAUAAAUAUAUACAAGAAGAUGGCUCAAACCGUGGCACCUAUGGAAAACUUGUGUGCACAAACUUCAAGAUUGCUUUCCUUGAUGAUUCUGCUUCAGAUGAUAAUGAGCCGCAAUUUAAGAAUAAGAUUGUAGGAGAAAAUGACAUAACCCUUCAAUGUGUAGAUCAAAUCUAUGGAGUUUAUGAUGAGAAAAAGAAACUUCUAACUGGACAACUGAGAAAAUACCCAGAGAAGUUAAUUAUCUACUGCAAAGACCUUAGGGUAUUUAAUUUCUGCCUGAGAUUCACAAAAGAAGAGGAAGUGAAAAGAAUUGUCAGUGGUAUACUUCACCAUAGCCAGACUCCUAAGCUGCUUAAACGCUUGUUUCUGUUCUCUUAUGCAUCAGCUGCCCCAAAAAACACAGAUGGAAGAAACCAAACUGUAAUGUUUGAUACUCUGGAGGACUGGCGUGAUGAAUUGGAGAGGACCAAAGGGAAUGUGAAAUACAAAGUAGUGACUACCAAUGAAGGAUACAGAGUCUCUGAAAAGCUACCUUUGUAUUUUGUUGUUCCCAUAUGUGUUUCUGAAGAGAGUAUCUUGAAGUAUGAAGGCAGAGGCAUUCCUAUCUGGUGUUGGUCUUGCCAUAACGGUGCUGCUCUUCUCAAAAUGUCUGCAUUUCCCAAAGAACAGGAUGACAUCGCUUCACAAACACAAAAAGCCUUCUUGGAUGGAAUCUAUAAGACAAUUAGCAAACCUCCCUAUGAACUCCUGAAGAUGGAUGACUUGUCAAGCAGCCUUCCCUCUCUGCAAGAUAUCCAGACAGCAUACACAAAAUUUAAACAACUGUUUUUGAUAGAUAACAGUACAGACUUCUGGGCAACUGAUGUGAAAUGGUUUUCAUUACUGGAAAGCACAAACUGGCUAGAGAUAAUCAGGCGAGUUUUGAAGAAAGCAAUAGAAGUUGCUGAGUGUCUGGAAAGACAGCAGACAAAUGUUCUCCUUAUAGAAGAGAGCGCUACUGAUCUGUGCUGUGUAAUCUCUAGUCUGGUUCAAGUGAUGAUGGAUUCAUACAGCAGGACAAAGUCAGGGUUUCAGAGCCUUAUUCAGAAGGAGUGGGUAAUUGGAGGACAUGGCUUUUUGGAUCGUUGUAACCACUUACAUAAAAGUGACAAAGAGGAGGCUCCUGUUUUUCUGCUCCUGCUAAAUUGUGUUUGGCAGUUGGUACAACAGUAUCCUCCAGCAUUUGAGUUCACGGAAACUUACUUAACUGUCUUGUCAGACAGCCUUUAUGUGCCUAUUUUUAGCACUUUCUUUUUCAACUCGCAACAUCAAAAAGACACUAGUGCGAGUGGUGAAAGCCUCAAGACACAAAGCGGUCCUUUCAGAUUUCUUACUGUGUGGGACUGGUCUGUGCAGUUUGACCCCAAGGCCCAGGCUUUCCUGAACAACCCUUUUUAUGCAGAGAAGCCAAAACCGGAUAAAAGUCAACGGAAAACUGCACGAUUCAAACAUCAGCGACAACUUUCUUUGCCACUAACACAAGCAAAAACUUCCAUGAAGAGAGGAUUUUUCAGGGAGGAAACUGAUCACUUAAUUAAAAACAUUCUGGGUAAAAGAAUUGGCAAGUUCAUAAAUUCUUCAGAUGAACUUCCUAAUAGUUUCAGGGAAUUUUAUGAUAGCUGGCAUAGCAAGCCUGUUGACUAUCAUGGUCUUCUGUUGCCUCGCAUCGAUGGCCCUGAAAUCAAAGUCUGGGCACAACGGUAUUUGCGAUGGAUUCCUGAAGCCCAGCUUCAUGGUGGUGGUACCAUAGCUACAACUGCCAAGAUUUUGGACUUGAUGGAGGAAGUGCAAAGCUUGCAGGAGAAAAUGGAUGAACAACAUAGUCAAGCUGUUUCUGGAGAUGUACAUUCUGUACCAAUGCUGAGAAAUUCUGCCCGUCUGUCAUCCUUGUUUCCAUUUGCUUUACUUCAGAGACAGUCUAUCAAACCAGCUCUACCCACCAGCACCUGGAAAGACUUGGAAGAUGAAGAUGACUUGGUCAAGAGGGAUGAUGAAUUUGUUGAUCUAAGUAGUGAUAUGUCAUAAAGUGCUUAAAAAUUGAAACUAUGAAUUGUAUAUGGCUGAGCUGUAAAUUUUAAAUGUUGGGCUGUAUCUUCCUAUAAGGAUCUCACUCAAGCAUCUGCAGCCUGGUUUUGGGGUUAAAAAAAACUAGGUUGGAAAGAACUAAUUGCCAUAAUUAGCUGAGCAUAUUUUGAACUUCCAUUUCACUCCAACAGUAUUUAUUGUGGAAACACUUUUUCAGCAUAACUGUGAUAAAACCAGAAGUCUAGGCUGAAGUAGCUGUAUGGACACUUCAUUAAAAAAAUGAACAAGCAAAACCCCCAUUAUUUUCUGAUGUAAAGGUGGAAUACUAAAUACAUACAGCAACAGUCACUGUCUUAACAUAAAACAUCUUCCCCUUAUGCCAAGAGUACUAGGGCUGGAAUUACUGUGACUAGGAAUGUAAUGCAUCUGCAUUUCUCCUCAUGUAAAAUACAUGGGGAAAGUGCAACUAAAUAUGCAUUCAAAAAUAAGGUUUUUACAGCUGAGGUUUUUACAUAAACUAGUGUUUGUAAAACAUAAAACACCAGGGGUUUUUCAUCUACUGUGGCAUCAGCUGAGGUCCUGUGCGUGCCAACAUCUUUUCUGACAGCAUUCAUCUUCGGCUUGCAGCACUUCUCCUUGUGUGGUAUUAUAAUGGCAGCUUGGCUCUCUAAGCCUGUGCAUGCACUUAGCUUAAGGAUCAAAUGCAAGAGUUUAACUACUCAUUUCAAGUCUUAACUCUGGCUGCUGUGCUAUAUGCCCUUGCUGCCUUGGAAUAUUAUGUCCCAAAUGUUUGCUGUUAAUUGUUUAAGUGUCCUGACUGUGAGGUUCUAAUUUGCUAUGAGUAUUUUUUCCUCCUUCUAAUAGAGUGAGACUUUCAUUUUGAUUUUUCCCUGUUUAUGCCAGUUGCCUUGGAGGCUUUCUGUAGCUUGCACUGAGACUCUCCACAGAGCAGGGAAGACUUUUUUUUCCUGUGAUCCUGCAGUGAAGCUGGAUUUGCAGCCUGUUGCCACUUGUCAUGAGUUGGCGUUAUGAAUGUGGUGUUCAUAUCAUAUGAACCCUUGUAUCCUGUUGCUGGAUGUUGUAACAGUACCUCAGUGAAAAAAGCCAUAAAGAAAUGCCUGUUGACUUCUAUCUACUGUGUAUAUGUCUAUAGAUAAAGUAUUUUUACUGCAGAUAAUCGUCCUUUGUAAAGCUGAAUAUUAGUUGACUGUUGUUUCUAUUUUGAACCCUUAAAUUCUAGAGUACCCCAAGAAUGGAUGCAAGUCAUAAAAUCAGUUACACUGAAAGGCUAGUCAUUGAAUACUUCUAGAAAUCUAUGCUGGAAAACUUAGCUGGUAGAGAAACUGUUGCUUAAAUUGGAUCAGCUCAGUGUGAUUGGGGAUAUUAAACUAUGUUACUGCUUAAUCAUUUCACACUGAGUUGUGUCACUAUGUAUAGCAAAAAUGUAUCAGCGGGCCUGUAAAAGUGAAUUUAACAUGUUAAAAUAAAUGUAUUAAUGGGGAAAGGGGAAGAGCUUAAUGCAACUAUGCCAAACUGAAGCUUCUGAACUCUUGAUUGCCUUAAUUCUUAGUAGAGCGAGGACAAUACUUGAGUUUGUAGCAUUUUACUUAAACAUACACUAGUACUUACUCUUUGUUCUGUGAUACACACAAUCUUACAGAUAGCAUUUGCUAGAUUGGGCUGUCCAGCAUAUGUUCUUCAGAUUUUGUUAUUGUAGUUCCACUGACUCAUGUAUGCAAUCAUACUUUGUAUACUGAAUGAGCAAUGCAUUUUUAUGGUGAAAUAAUACCAUUCUAAGUUCAUUUGGGUUCAAGGUUUAAACACUGCCAUUAAAAAAAAUAAAAGUAAAUGGAUUUUUCUAUACUUUUGAUCAAACUGUUGUAAUGUUUCAGUCAUGAAGAUUACAUAUUUAUAUUAAAAAGCAGAUGUUGGACAUCUUAUUUGUACAUAAGUUAUCAGAAAUUUAUAUAGAUGAGAAACAUAUAUGUGGAACUAAACAUGGGAACACUUCUAAUGUAAAGUAAAUACCAUUGUUACUGUUUCUAUGCACUGUGGGAUUGGAAAUUUACUUAAUAUUUUUACUCCAGGCUUCUGUUUAUACCUCCAAGUUUUUACACUGAAUGCAAGCUAGAAGCUUCACAGUUUUGUUUUUUUCAAUACUGUCAUUGCUCUCUUACAGGCUGUUUGGAGAGUAUCAAUAAAACAUACUUUGUUCUGAAA
Melopsittacus undulatus (budgerigar) is the source of this 4542-nucleotide messenger RNA. RefSeq names its product myotubularin related protein 12 (gene MTMR12). Lineage: Eukaryota; Metazoa; Chordata; Aves; Psittaciformes; Psittaculidae. The transcript is spliced from 16 exons. The record is from RefSeq and is a predicted model, not a curated record. Gene Ontology annotation, cellular component: cytoplasm; membrane. Gene Ontology annotation, biological process: phosphatidylinositol dephosphorylation. Gene Ontology annotation, molecular function: phosphatidylinositol-3-phosphate phosphatase activity. The coding region runs from base 112 to 2322 and encodes 736 amino acids.